CCAAUGAAACUGCUGAUAACGUGUUCCUAUACGUAAUAUUUGCUUGCAUGAUUAUCUGUUUCUGUAUAAAGAACAUUCGAUUCUGCAUGGAAAAAACUAGAAAAAUAUGUGUGUCCGGGACGAACUAAAUUUUGCUGCGGCCUUAAUCCGUACCGCAGCAAAAACUUUUUUUUUCUUAAAUAAUGACCUAUUAAUCUGGUUUAGGAGAUCAAAAGAAUGGCUUCCGAACAAUUUAAAACCGAAUUAAACAACUUUAAAAUCAAUCUAGAUGAAGAUGCGAUUGAAUAUAUUGGAGGCAUGUUGAGUGACAUGACGCUUACUGAUCACGAUGAAGUACGUGAAUCCACAGAGACUUUUUUGGUCGAUGCCAAUAUUCAUGACAUGAUUCGAAGUGCCUUUUACAAGUCUUUAUUCUCCAGCAAAGUAUUUCAGGGCAAUACGACCGUCGCUGAUACAUCAUCAAAGCCCGUACGUCUAUCCACAAAGCCGACAACCACAAGGGAGAAGGCAACUCCGGUAAAGCCUGUCGAAAAAGAAGAUAUUACCUCACCGGCCACUCCAGCCACAACAAAACGUGUAACACUUGCUGAGAAACGUGCUGCCCGAAAGAACACAAAGGCUAAAGGGGAAACAAGUGAGGAAGAACCUGUCCUGGUGGCAAUUUCACAGCAAAGUCGAUUCCAUACCGAAACGCUCGAGUCCAGCAAUAAAGAGAUUGACUUACCUGGUGUUCAAAUAUCAAUCAACCAAUUGGACUUGCUGGUGGAUGCCCAUUUAAGGUUAAAACCGUUAAUUCGAUAUGGCCUUGUAGGACAGAAUGGUGUAGGCAAAUCCAUCUUGAUGAAAUGUUUAGCCGAUAAUAUUCUUGUGGGUAUUCCUCAAAAUCUUAAUAUUCUUCAUAUAUCCCAAUUGGAAGAUUUUGAUGAGUCAACCACCGUUGUCGAAGAAGUAUUGAGUGCGGAUAAAAAAGCUGCUGUGGCCAUAAGAGAAUACGAAGUGCUUCGUAGAGUAAUUGGUGAUAAUGCUCCUGCUUCCAACCAGCAAAAUAAAUCAAACCAAGAAUUAAACAAGGUUGUAUUCACCAUCAUGCAAUCUCGUGUGAAGGAUAAAGUGGACGAAGCAAACCGUCUAGCCACUAAAAGAUCUGGAUUACGUGGUCGCGAAGCGCGUAAAGAACUUGUAAAGCUGGAGAAAGAAUACAGCGAUUUCUGUGCCAACGAUCCACAAACAUUUGUUACUGCAGAUAUGGUGAAUACAGUGAUCUCAGAAGUGUUUGAAAGAUUGGAAUUGAUAGAUCAAGAAGAACGUCUUAAUCGUGCCAAAAAGCUUUUGAAAGGGUUAGGCUUUAGUCAAGAACAAUCGACAAGUCUCAUUUCAACCUUCUCAGGUGGCUGGCGUAUGCGAAUUGCUUUAGCCAAAAGUCUCUUCAUGCGUCCUGAUAUUCUCUUGUUGGAUGAACCCACAAACCAUUUGGAUUUACCUGCUAUUCUCUGGCUGCAAGAAUAUAUCAAGAAUGAUACCGGAGAUAUGAUUGUCGUGAUUGUUUCCCACGACCGUGAAUUUUUAAAUAACGUAACUGAAGAAACUAUCAUCCUAAAAGAUAAAAAGCUUAAAUAUCAUCCCGGUAAUUAUCAAGACUGGGAGAUUAAUACCGAAGAACAGCGAAUUCGUAAACAGACCUUACUCGAUAACACGGAAAAGCGCAGAAAACAAAUUCUGUCCAGUAUUCAACAAAACAUGCAACAGGCCAAAUCUACUGGUGAUGAUAAACGUCACGGUAUGGUCAAUUCCAGACGCAAGAAGUUGGAUCGACUAGGCAUGGAAAAGACGGAAGAUGGUAAACGGUUCAAGCAAAGUUAUCGUGUAGGUUUCCACACCGAUAACCGUGUCGCAAUUGAGGUUGAAAAGAGUGUGAAGACAGCCACUAUCAAAAUUCCGGAACCUUCACAACUCCGUUAUAAUGGACCCGUAUUUCGUAUGAGUGAUGCAGCAUUUCGAUACAGCAAGACAGGAAAGAACGCAAUUGAGCCGUUUUCUAUUAAUAUUGACCCUAAUGCACGAAUUGCCUUUAUUGGACCCAACGGUUGCGGUAAAUCAACUUUGUUAAAUAUGCUGACGGGCAAGACCGAGCCAACAAGUGGCCAAGUCUAUCGUCAUGCUUUGCUUCGUAUCGGUUAUUUCUCUCAGCAUUUGGUAGACCAGCUCGAUGUUAACUUGUCUCCUGUUGAAUCCAUGAUGGCUAAAUAUCCAGAACUUACAGAACAAGAAUGCCGUGCUCAUUUCGGCACGAUUGGUAUCUCCGGUAAACUUGUGCUUCAAAAGAUCAGAUCCCUUAGUGGUGGACAGCGUAAUCGUAUUGCGUUUGCAAUGAUUCUGUAUGAAAGACCUCAUGUAUUGGUUCUAGAUGAGAUCACCAACCAUUUAGAUAUGGGUACAGUUGAAAUGUUGGUGGAUGCAUUGGCAGGUUAUUCAGGAGCAUUAGUCGCGGUUAGUCACGAUGUCUGGUUUUUGAAGCAGAUUUUGGAAGCCGAAUCGAAUGAGGAGGAGGAUGAUUCAGACGAUGACGUUAUUCCUUCUCAAAAUGAAGUGUUUACCAUUAAGAAUGGCCAUGUUCAGAAAUGGGAAAAGGGAAUUGAUGCGUAUGUUGCCUCUGUACUACGCACUGUAAAGAAACAAAAUAAAGUUUGAAAAAUGCAAUAAAUAGCAAAUAAACAUUUACCAUUUGAGUGC
Mucor mucedo is the source of this 2730-nucleotide messenger RNA. RefSeq names its product P-loop containing nucleoside triphosphate hydrolase protein. Gene Ontology annotation, molecular function: ATP binding; ATP hydrolysis activity. The coding region runs from base 217 to 2688 and encodes 823 amino acids. The transcript has 3 exons. Lineage: Eukaryota; Fungi; Mucoromycota; Mucoromycetes; Mucorales; Mucoraceae. The record is from RefSeq and is a predicted model, not a curated record.